This is a messenger RNA of Mizuhopecten yessoensis (Yesso scallop), 306 nucleotides long. Its product is annotated as cuticle collagen 19-like. The transcript has 2 exons. NCBI's taxonomy places the organism in Eukaryota, Metazoa, Mollusca, Bivalvia, Pectinida, Pectinidae. The annotation marks the transcript as partial. The record is from RefSeq and is a predicted model, not a curated record.
GUAGACCAGGUAACAAAGGUAGACCAGGUAAACCAGGUAACAAAGAUAGACCUGGUAGACCAGGUUACAAAGGUAGACCAGGUAACAAAGGUAGACCAGGUAGACCAGGUGACAAAUAUAGACCAGGUAGACCAGGUAGACCAGGUAGACCAGGUAACAAAGGUAACAGAGGUAGACCAGGUAGCCCGGUAACAAAGGUAGACCAGGUAGACCAGGUAAACAAAGGAAGACCAGGUAACAAAGGUAGACCAGGUAGACCUGGUAGACCAGGUAACAAAGGUAGACCAGGUAGACCUGGUAGACCAG